Bubalus bubalis (water buffalo) is the source of this 4459-nucleotide messenger RNA. RefSeq names its product ring finger protein 182 (gene RNF182). The transcript has 3 exons. Bases 1267 to 2013 code for a protein of 248 amino acids. The record is from RefSeq and is a predicted model, not a curated record. NCBI's taxonomy places the organism in Eukaryota, Metazoa, Chordata, Mammalia, Artiodactyla, Bovidae.
GUUCUGAGGAACAGGCUGUUUCUAUUCACCCUAAAAUGAAUCUUCUAUUUUCAUUAAUUAAAAUGUGUGGCUUCCAUUGGUAAUAACCUUGUUUUGCUUUAUGGCUUCUCAGAUAGGGAGCAAAUCGAGAAAACAUCAGCUACCCUGGGGUUUUAUUAUGUUAUUGACAUUCCUUUGGUGAUUCACAAGUGCCAGAAAAUAAAUGCCACGUUCCCCGGGGUCUAAACGAAGACACUGUAGGUCCUAGGCUCAAUCGCUGAUAUUUCAGGAAAACAUAGGAUAGGGUGAUGACUCACCCCGGUGGUAGCUGUCCUCCAGCUCUGUCCUUCAGAGGAAGUAUUACUGUGACCGUGCUGGUACUUUUCCCUCCCUCUCCAAGAAUUUCCAUAGGAGAGGAUGCCUACCAUGUGCCAAGGUCAGCCUCACCCUUUUAUCUUCCCCGGAGCACCACGACCUGCAGUGCACGGCUCGGGGGCUUGGCACAGAGAGAGCGGGCGAGCCCGCGCUCAAGGUAGGCGCUUAGCGGUCACGGCCAGUAGCCGAACAGAAGCAGCAGCAGAGAUUCACAAGGACAGCCUCCAAGUUGUUUUAGCGUGAGGUUACAAGUGUAUCCAGUGUUGAAAUUAAAAACAAAAAACACGAGGCCUCCUUCUCUCUCUCUUACUGGAGCCCCCCACGAAACAUACGGAUUUGGGUGGAGCGAGCCCAGACCCGUCGAGGCGCAGCUCGGUCAGGGCGGGAGGCGGCGGGGCGCCGGAGCCUCUUGGCAGCGCCGGGCUUCUGCGGCAGCUCGCAACAGAUGCACCGGGACCAGUUGCUCCACACUUUAUCUGUUUGCACCGCUUUCUCCUCUCUUCAGUGAAUUUCCAUGUUGAGGGCACAGCGCCAGAGAGGAGAAAGAAAGAAGACACUCAUGCUGGCUGCUUUUCCUGGGAUGUGACCCGAGCUCAAGGCUGUCAGCCAGUCCUGCCCAGAAGUGCCACUUGCAGAGCCUGGAGUUGAUGAAGUAUUUCAAGCUAAUAGAGUGGGUUUUCUAGAAAACUCCUUAGAGAUAAAACCCCUCUCGUGGCCUUUGUCAAUAUGCUGUUUGAGACAGAGAGUGAUACGCAGAAACUGAAAAUGCCCGGCGGAUUUCUGUCCCUCCUUUUCCUGCCUGUGUGCAUUUCUGCCUGAUUCGGACGAUGUGAUAAUUCAGAGAGAAGGCGCCAUCCAAGCCUUCCUUCUGCGGGACCCGUCCGGCCCAGGACGGGAGGCACAGAGCCGGGGAUGGCCAGUCAGCCGCCAGAGGAGGCAGCCGAGUCUCAGGUCUCAGACGAGCUGGAGUGUAAGAUCUGCUACAACCGGUACAACCUGAAACAGAGGAAGCCCAAGGUGCUGGAGUGCUGCCACCGCGUGUGUGCCAAAUGCCUGUGCAAGAUCAUCAACUUCGGGGACUCCCCGCACGGCGUCAUCGUCUGCCCUUUCUGCAGGUUCGAGACGUGCCUACCGGACGACGAAGUCAGCAGCCUGCCCGACGACAACAACAUCCUGCUGAACCUGACCUGCGGCGGCAAAGGCAAGAAGUGCCUGCCCGAGAACCCCACCGAGCUGUUGCUGACCCCCAAGCGGCUGGCCUCGCUGGUCAGCCCUUCCCACGCGUCCUCCAACUGCCUGGUCAUCACCAUCAUGGAGGUGCAGCGAGAGAGCUCGCCCUCGCUCAGCUCCACGCCCGUGGUCGAGUUCUACCGGCCCUCCAGCUUCGACUCGGUGACCACCGCGGUGUCGCACAACUGGACCAUGUGGAACUGCACGUCCCUGGUCUUUCAGACGUCCAUCCGGGUGCUGGUGUGGUUGCUGGGCUUGCUGUACUUCAGCUCCCUGCCCUUGGGCAUCUACUUACUGGUCUCCAAGAAGGUCACACUGGGGGUCGUCUUUGUCAGCCUGGUCCCCUCCAGCCUCGUCAUCCUGAUGGUGUAUGGCUUCUGCCAGUGCGUCUGCCACGAAUUCCUAGACUGUCUGGCACCGUCCUCUUAAGCGAGACUGGCGCACCGAGAAGUCAGACACCUCUUGCCACGUGUCAAGUUAGGUCGCUUAGCCUUUGUUUUCUAUCACAGUCUCUGUGAUCGGCGCCCAUGGUGUGAACAGAGCCACUGGGCAUAUGUCUGUGGUCCGUUUUCCAUCCAGAUGUUGACUCGGUGGGUUUUCCUGUACGCUGGAAGUAACAUGUUCAUUUCUACUUAUGUGUUAGCAAAAAAGAGACAGGGAUCAGCUCAGCCUUCUAGCGCUUUUCUACUGAGUCUUCACAGAGACAGGGCAGCCACCAUGCAGAGCUGCUAGACGGACCCCGGGGGCCCGACAUGUUGUGCUGUGGCGGCCGGAGUCUUUGUGGACGGUUAGGCAUGAACUGGUUCCUCUUCUCAUCAUCUUAGCCUGGGGUGGAGGGUAGACCCAAGAGGGGGGCGGCCCCAGGGCACACCCAUUUGCACAGUGCACACCCCUGCCCCUGGCUCAUGGUUGGCACUUCCCUGGAUCCUCUCCAGCUCAGAUGCUGGUCCCUCCGUGCAUGGUACUUGCCAAGAGGAACCUGGCCUCUUGCGUGGUUUCAGCUAUAUGCCUGUUUUGUCACAUUACUAUAGAGAGCUUAAAACGCCGGGAAAUCGGCAUCAGUAAACCUCAAAGCAGAAUGUGGCCACUCGUUUUGGACACACACCCUUUUUUUUUCUCCAUGUUUAUUUUCUGCUCUCCAGCUUUCUCUGAAAUUCUCUCAGAGCAGUUCAUGGAGAUCCAAUUUGAGCUUUUCCUUAAAGCAUUUUAGUUUAGUUUCUUCUUCUUCUUUUUUUUAAAACCACAUUGUUCAUUCAGCACCAUCCUUUAUCCUGGAUGGGGUUCCAUUUAAAUUAGUUGCUAUAACUAUGUGGAUUUUGAUUAUUUUUUUCUCAUUUUGUUUUAAAUUCUAGUAUGGACUCACUUAAUCCUGUAACAAUUUGGCGUAAAUUGUGGCAGUGGAAACCCAGGAACAGUUCAGGAGCUGUUCCAGCUCAUGGUUUGAUGUGCCGAGAACCUAAGUAUUUUGCUGUGUUCUAUUGAGCUGUACCAAAAUAUAAUGGUUUAGGGUUAUGUGCAGUAGCUCAGGCAAAAGGAUGGGCAAGAGAGAUGUCAAGCUGAUGCCCUUCAAGGGAGUAUAUAACAAAAUGGAAGGGCAGAGUGCAAUCUCCCAUAUUGCCAUCCCUGUUAAGUCCCUUUUAGAACGGAUUCAAGUUCUCAUGCAGUUUAUUUCAAAUAAAAGCAUAAGCUUAUAUGACUUGAGUUAAUGAACUAAGCUUAUAUGACUUGAGUUAAUGAACUUCUUUUUGUGUGGUAGGGGACAUUGAAUGUAUAUAUUUACAAGAAGAAAUUGGGUAACAGAUUUUAGGUUUGAGGGAAUAGAAUGCCCACAGAAAGUAGGCCAAAAAAAAAAAAAGUUUUUUAGCCUAAAACUCAUUACUGAUGACAAAUGUUUAAAUACUUAUAACUCUUAGAAAAGGGCAUUACUAAGGCUACUUUACUUAUUUGUGACGAAACAUUUGUUGGGUGAAAGACAGUGGACCAGUUCCAAUCUCUUUAUUCAGGAAAAAUCGAUACUUUUCUAGAACAGUAGUUUUUAAUUCUGUAACUGUUAACUUGGAGACUAUGUAUGCCCAGGGUAAAUAUGACGAGAAAGUAUGUGUGGGAUGUGGCCCAGUGAAUUUAAGCCCCAAUAUAGCUAUACACUUAUAAUUUCCCAAAAUCUAGUUUAGAUGGCAUUGUGAAUGCAAUUUCCAAAUAUCCAUUUGUACUUAGAGUAAAUGUCAUGUUUAGGAGGUGUUUUGUGGUUUGGAUUUAUGUGUUUAUAAGGUUUUUUAAAAAGACUCAUUGUGCCUGAAAUGUAACGUCAGAUAGACUGGUGAGUUAUCAGGGGGUGAGCGCUCUAGGAAGCUCUGGGUGUGGGCACUGUGCGUUUUGCGUAUUUGUGCCAGGUCCGCCGUGCUUGCUUUGUGUCUCUGUAUCGUGGUAGUCUUUUUUUCUUUUCUUUUUUUUCCCCAGUUGCCAGUAAGUUAAUUUGGUGUUAACCAGUUUUAAAUGUAUGACAACAAAAAACCUUUUUAUGAUGUUGGAUGAAAAAAGGACAGUGCUUCAGUCCUUUAUUUAUUGUGGUGAUGUUUUAUUUGUCCAUUAGAUUGUUAUUGUUUCCAAGCUAGACGUUUGAUUUUUUUCUGACUGAUGGUUGAAAUUCAAUUAUUUUGGACUUCUUUUAACAUUAGAUAAUUGCAAACUUGAGCUUUCAAACACAUUGAUUAAGCUAAUGCCUUUAUUAUACAAAUAAAGAUUCUAGAACUUUCUGACAAAGCUGAUCUACUCUAUCAUAAAAGACCUUUGUGCUUUUUUUUUUUUAAAGAAAAGGAUGAAAGUAGGAAAGAUAAAAUAAAAACAUUGUCUUUAUAAUAAAAUUUUUUGGUUUUAA